CUUCUGGUUUCCAGGCAUAAAUACAAAGCAGAGCCGGUCUGAGGGAGAAGCGGCACAAAGGAAAGCGGAGCAGUCUUGCAGUUUCCUUUCUCAAGCUGAAGCCCAAGAGAGUCAGAGUCUAUCAAAGAGGAGCUUGGACGGCAUGCAAAGUUGUGAAAUUUCGUCAGAGAGCACUGAUGAUCCCCUUAGUAGCGGCCUACGCACUCAUCGGCAGCCUCGAAUAGUAGUGAUUGGUGCUGGCUUGGCCGGCCUUGCUGCAACUAAGGUCCUACUGAAAAACGGCUUCACAGAUGUCACCGUGCUAGAGGCGUCAGACCACAUUGGCGGUCGAGUUCUCAGUGUUCAGCAAGGAAAAGCAACUUUGGAACUUGGAGCCACGUGGAUCCAUGGAGCCAUUGGGAACCCAGUGUACCACCUGGCAGAGGACAACGGGCUGCUGGAGGACACCACAGACGAGGAGAGGAGCGUGGGACGCAUCAGCCUGUACACGAAGAAUGGCGUAUCUCACUACCAGACCAACGUCGGGAAGAGAAUCCCCAAGGACCUGGUGGAGGAGUUCAGUGACCUGUACAAUGAGGUGUACGAGCUGACUCAGGAGUUCUUCCAGAAUGGGAAGCCAGUUUGCGCCGAGAGCCAGAACAGCGUUGGCAUCUUCACGCGAGACGUGGUGCGCAAAAGGAUCACGGUGGAUCCUGAUGACUCUGAGAGCACCAAGAAGCUCAAACUGUCCAUGCUUCAACAAUACCUCAAGGUGGAGAGCUGUGAAAGCAGCUCUCCCAGUAUGGAUGAGGUGUCUCUGAGUGAGUUUGGUGAGUGGACAGAGAUCCCUGGCGCACAUUACGUCAUUCCCGAAGGUUUUAUGAAGAUUGUGGAGCUCCUGGCCCGAGACAUCCCCUCCAGCACUGUCUGCCUUAGCAAACCGAUCCGCUGCAUCCACUGGAACUUCUCAGCCCAGCGCCAGGAGGUGAUCGACAAGAGCGACGACACCAUCCGGGACAACAACCACAACGAAAACAACCACAGCUGCCGGCCUCGCCGGGACCCCGUGAAACUACGUAGCCCGAUUUUCUUGGAGUGUGAAGACGAGGAGUGGAUCAUGGCCGACCACGUGAUCGUGACGGCCUCUCUGGGUGUGCUGAAGCAGAACCAUGAAGCCAUGUUCUCCCCGUCGCUACCAGACGACAAGGUGCUCGCCAUUGAGAAGCUGGGCAUCAGCACGACCGAUAAGAUAUUCUUAGAGUUCGAAGAGCCCUUCUGGAGCCCCGAGUGCAACAGUAUUCAGUUUGUGUGGGAGGACGAGGCUCAGCUGGAACAGCCCGUUUACCCCGAGGACCUGUGGUACAAGAAGAUCUGCAGCUUUGACGUCCUCUACCCUCCUGAGCGCUAUGGCCACAUGCUGAGUGGCUGGAUCUGUGGGCAGGAGGCGCUGUACAUGGAGCGCUGUGACGACGAAACAGUGGCGGAGACCUGCACUGAGCUGCUGAGACGCUUUACAGGGAACCCUGACAUUCCAAAGCCGUGCCGCGUCCUGCGCUCCUCGUGGGGCAGUAAUCCCUACAUUCAGGGCUCCUACUCCUUCACCAGGGUGGGCUCCAGCGGUGAGGACUGUGAGAGACUGGCCAUGCCACUGCCUUAUGCCAACAGCACCAAGGCUCCGCCUCUGCAGGUCCUGUUUGCUGGAGAGGCCACACACAGGAAAUACUAUUCCACUACCCAUGGUGCUUUGCUGUCAGGACAGAGAGAAGCCACUCGCCUGGUAGAGAUGUACCAGGACCUGCACAGAGCUCAACAUACAAAGCCUAAUAUGUAAAUAAAGACAACUAAUGGUGGCUAAUGGUGAAAAAUGUUUAAAAUAAAUAUAAAACUGUGGGGUUUAAAUCUUUUUAUCUUGAUGACUGAAGUUACACUUUAAAGCAUAGCUUGGGCAUUAUUACACUGAUAAUAAAUGAAUAUUGUUUCUAAUGUACUGUAGAUUGAAAUUAUGCUAAAUCUUAUUUGGAACGUACUGUUCAAAAGUGCCAAUGGUGCUGUCAUUUUCGUAUCUUUAAUUUGUCAUUUUUUCUUUUUUUUUUAAAUCGGCUAUUUAAUGUUUAUAUUAACAGCAUUUGUAAUUUAACUUGGUUUUUGUAAGUGCCUUCUAUAUGUAACGUAAACAAUUAGAAACUUUUAACACAAUAAAAAGUCUAUUGUCAUCAA
This is a messenger RNA of Solea senegalensis (Senegalese sole), 2196 nucleotides long. RefSeq names its product spermine oxidase (gene smox). NCBI's taxonomy places the organism in Eukaryota, Metazoa, Chordata, Actinopteri, Pleuronectiformes, Soleidae. The transcript has 7 exons. Gene Ontology annotation, molecular function: polyamine oxidase activity. The record is from RefSeq and is a predicted model, not a curated record. Bases 143 to 1810 code for a protein of 555 amino acids.